Molecule: messenger RNA, 2220 nt
Organism: Guyanagaster necrorhizus
Lineage: Eukaryota; Fungi; Basidiomycota; Agaricomycetes; Agaricales; Physalacriaceae
Exons: 12
Coding region: 1-2220 (739 amino acids)
Biological process (GO): regulation of DNA-templated transcription; DNA-templated transcription
Molecular function (GO): DNA-binding transcription factor activity, RNA polymerase II-specific; DNA binding; zinc ion binding
Source: RefSeq, a predicted model, not a curated record
AUGAAUGAACAGGCUCCCGGUGCGACUGCCGUCAAGAAGAGACGUCUACGAGGUGCUUGCGACUUGUGUAGACAAAAGAAGAGUGAUAGCGCUAAGAUGCCUGGCAAUAUUUGCUCUAGCUGUAUUGCCUAUAAUGAAGAAUGUACUCACGUUUCCUCGAAUAUGAAGAAAGUAGGUAUUAAAAAUUCAGUCAGCUCGUGGCUGAUUUGCUGUACAUACAGGAUAUUAAACAACCGAGCACUUUUAAUUCUGGCUCGCGAAGUGUCCGCUUCUGUCUCGGCUUCGAACGUGUCGUCUCCUGCUCCUGCUUCAGCCGUUGCUGAUGAGGACCCAAGCACGGUGGUCGAUGAUAAAACAGAUGUCGUCCUGACCGACUCUUUGAAGCGGCUGACCAUUAGACGGUGCCGUCAUCGACAUUAUGGCAAAUCGAGCGUCCUAAUGUUGAUGAAAAAGGCAAUUGAAAUUAAGAAGGAAUUCACUGGUACUUCUGAGGGGUUAUCUUUUGAAGCCAAGCGUCCCGAAUUUUGGAAUGACCAACCAUGGCAAAAAUCCUUACAUGAAGAUGAACAUCUGCCGCCCCUCAUAUUCCCAGACGACGACCUUCUGCAAGACCUCAUCGAUAUCUAUUAUGAAGAAUGUGAUAUGCUUGUGCAUCUUAUCUACCGGCCAAAGUUUGAAAAAAAUGUUGCUCAAGGGUUACAUCUCUAUGAUAGGCGCUUUGGGAGCGUGGUUUUGCUGGUCUGUGCCAUAGCAUCAACCCAUUCUAAUGAUCCCCGGGUUUUUCUUGAUCCAACCCAAGAGCAUUCUGCUGGAUGGAAAUGGUACCAGCAAGUUCGACCUAUACCAAGCUCUUUUUUCGAACCGGUGUCAAUAUACGACCUGCAAAUAUAUUCACUCAUGGUCCUCUAUGCUAAUACAUCUACCACCCCCGAAUUAAGCUGGGUGCUACCUGGCUUUGGAAUCCGCAUGGCCCAAUCCGUAGCCGCCCAUCGCCGCAAUCCAGAUAAAUCAAAGUGGACAGUGGAGGACGAAGAAUUGAAAAGAGCAUUUUGGGUCAUCUUUUGUGUAGGCGUGAUCAGCUGCGUCACAACCGGAAGGCCACUGGCAACGACAUCAGACGACUAUGACCUUGAUAUGCCUGUAGAAUGCGAUGACGAAUAUUGGGAGCAUCCGAAUCCAAGCCGAGCCUUUAAGCAACCGGCGGGCAAACUUUCGACCGUCACCUUCUGGGUCAAAUAUUUAGAGUUAUUGGAAAUUUUUGCUUUUAUGCACCGUACCAUUUAUGCUGUUAAGAGGUCGGCGAUGUCAAGCAAUGUGCGGGGCCUUGAGUGGGACAGCAAAGUAGUUGUUACCAUUGAUUCCGCCUUGAACAAGUGGGUUGAUUCAGUGCCUGACCAUUUGAGGUGGAAUCCUCAUAAUCCCGAUCCGAGAUUCUUCAAACAAUCGACAGUCUUGUAUUCCGUCUAUUAUUGGGUUCAAAUACAAGUGCAUAGACCGUUCAUAUCUACUGUCUGCCAGCCCUCUCCGAUAUCGUUUCCUUCUCUUGCUAUAUGUGCGAAUGCGGCGCGAUCCUGUUGUCAUGUCGUUGAUACAUAUCAACAAAGAGGCUUCCGACCGCUCGCUGGCACACAGAUAACCAUUUUUUACUCUGCUAUUGUACUCCUGAUUAAUGUUUGGCGAGGACACAAAUAUGGGAGCUCGGCGACGCCGGAUAAGGACAUUGGUAAUAUACAUAAAUGUAUCAACAUUUUACGAGUCCACGAGAGAAGUGACAUGUUACAUGGCUUGCUUGCGGACCUGGCCUCUAUUCCGGAGACACAUGUCCUUUCACUGAAGCGUAACCGAGAAGGAGAGGACGUGUCAGAGUGGGCGUAUCCUACUCCGGAACCCCUUCCAUCAGACCCGGAAACAGCUGCUGUUAAUUCCCAACAGCAAUUCUUCAACCUUCCUUUGUAUACCGAUGAACUAGGACGACCUUCCACGCACACUUCGAGAUACCACAGCAGCAACAGGGAAACAGCUCAUCUUCAAUUGACCAAGAGAUGGCACAGUGGUUUAAUCGGACUUAGGAAUCAGUAUGCAUUUCUCGGAAUCGCGUAUGGGCAUCUUUCUACUGUGUUUCUAGAAGACAUUCAUCUACAUGGCAUAAUUAUUCAAGAUGUUAUGUUCUGGCUAAGAAUUGGUGUUGUGGCUCGGGCGUCACGGUCGACUGCGCGCUAA